GUAGCAGUUUGGCUAAAGCUGAUAAAUUAUUGGAGAAGAUGUAGUAACGUAAUGGUUGAUUAUGUAAAUAUAUAAACGCAGGCCGCAGGUGUAGUGUCUCUUUAAGGCUGUCACUGCUCGCUCCUGCUAGCCUCCCGCUGCCUGUUAUUUUCUGCAACAAGAUGGCUGUCGUUCCUGAGAGCAGGGUCCUCACUUUCAGCGUUUUUAAAUGGAGCUCUUACUCCUCUACAUAUUUACCUGAGAAUAUCUUGGUGGAUAAACCUAACGAUCAGUCUUCCAGGUGGUCUUCUGAGAGCAACUAUCCUCCACAGUUUUUAAUAUUGAAGUUGGAAAGGCCGGCAAUUGUUCAGAGCAUCACCUUUGGGAAGUAUGAGAAGACUCACGUCUGUAACCUCAAAAAAUUUAAAGUCUUCGGUGGGAUGAGUGAAGAGAACAUGACAGAGCUUUUGUCCAGUGGCCUUAAGAAUGACUACAACAAGGAAACGUUCACCUUAAAGCACAAGAUCGACGAGCAGAUGUUUCCCUGCAGAUUUGUCAAAAUAGUGCCUCUGAUGUCUUGGGGUCCCAGUUUUAACUUCAGCAUCUGGUACAUUGAACUGCACGGUAUUGAAGACCCUGAUGUGGUGCAGCCCUGCCUUAACUGGUACAGCAAGUACAGAGAACAGGAAGCCAUCCGCCUUUGCCUCAAACACUUCCGGCAACACAACUACACAGAGGCCUUCGAGUCGCUGCAGAAGAAGACUCGGAUAGCACUGGAGCACCCCAUGCUCACCCACCUGCACGACCGACUGGUGCUGCAAGGAGACUUUGACGCCUGUGAGGAGCUCAUAGACAAAGCUGUGAGAGAUGGUUUGUUUAACCAGUAUAUCAGCCAGCAGGAGUACAAGCCCAGGUGGAGUCAGAUCAUCCCUAAAUGCAACAAAGGUACAAGCGCCCAAGAAAUCAACCGAGACGACAUGAACAGUGACGGCGAUGACAACAGGCCAGGGAUGAGGGGAGGACAUCAAAUGGUCAUUGACGUCCAGACUGAGACGGUGUACCUGUUCGGGGGCUGGGACGGCACACAGGACCUGGCUGAUUUCUGGGCUUACAGUGUGCAGGAGAACCAGUGGGCUUGCAUCUCCAGAGACACUGAGAAAGAGAGUGGUCCUAGUGCUCGCUCGUGCCACAAAAUGUGCAUCGACUCGCAGCGACGUCAGAUCUACACACUGGGCCGCUACCUAGACUCGAGUGUCAGGAACAGCAAGUCUCUGAAGAGUGACUUCUACCGCUAUGACAUUGAUGCCAACACCUGGACACUACUCAGUGAAGACACGUCGGCUGACGGAGGGCCGAAGUUGGUGUUUGACCAUCAGAUGUGCAUGGACUCAGAGAAGCACAUGAUCUACACAUUCGGCGGUCGGAUCCUGACGUGUAACGGCAGCGUUGAAGACAGCCGGACAUCAGAGCCGCAGUUCAGUGGCCUGUAUGCCUACCACUGCCAGGGCGGGACGUGGAGCCUCCUGCGGGAGGACUCAUGCAACGCUGGGCCAGAAGAUGUCCAGUCCCGCAUUGGGCACUGUAUGCUCUUCCACACCAGAAAUCGCUGUCUCUAUGUGUUUGGGGGUCAGAGGUCGAAGACGUACCUCAAUGAUUUCUUCAGCUACGAUGUGGAUGGAGACCACGUAGAGAUCAUAUCUGAUGGCACUAAGAAGGACUCCGGGAUGGUUCCAAUGACUGGUUUUACCCAGAGAGCCACUAUUGACCCUGAACUCAACGAGAUCCAUGUCCUGUCAGGCCUCAGCAAAGACAAGGACAAACGUGAGGAGAACGUCCGCAACUCCUUCUGGAUCUACGACAUCGCCCGCAAUAGCUGGUCAUGCGUGUAUAAGAAUGAUCAGGCUGUGAAAGAAAACCCAAGCAAGGCUCUGCAGGAGGAGGAACCGUGUCCACGCUUUGCACACCAGCUGGUCUACGAUGAGAUGCACAAAGUGCAUUACCUAUUUGGUGGAAACCCUGGCAAGUCUUGCUCUCCGAAGAUGCGCCUGGAUGACUUCUGGUCCCUCAAACUGUGUCGGCCCUCCAAGGAGUACCUGCUCCGCCACUGCAGAUACCUCAUCAGGAAAUACAGGUUCGAGGAGAAAGCCCAGUCAGAGCCACUGAGUGCACUCAAGUACCUGCAGAACGACCUGUCGCUCACUGUGGACCACACAGACCCUGAUGAGACCAAAGAGUUCCAGCUCCUGCCCUCGGCGCUCUUCAAGUCCAGCUCUGACUUCAUCCCUCUGGGUUUCUCAGACGUAGACCAGACGUACGCUCAGCGGACGCAGCUCUUCGACACACUCGUCAACUUCUUCCCGGACAGCAUGACCCCACCUAAGGGCAACCUGGUGGACCUCAUCACCCUCUAGCCCCUCCCACCUCUGACGCCUCACCUGCUGGACUGACUGAACACCUGCCCCAUGUGGAGACAGAGACCAGCUCUUUUUCUAUUCCUGAACCCUGCUGGUGGGAUUACACUUAAUCCACCUCCACCACACUGACCUGCUGCUGUCACGGGCUGCGUUACCACGACGAUGAGGGUCGUAAACACACACAACAACACUGUGCUAGUUGGAUAUGAGCGCAAUUCCACGACAGCCUGAGGUGUGUGUGUUUUUCCUUUUGUUUUUGCUGAGCACGCACAGCCCUGCUUGUGUUUUUCAUCUUCACUUGAUUGUUUUUUUUUCUUCCCAGAAAAGUUGAAGCCAAAAAAGAGGAUUUGCACAUUUGUUUGCAAUCUUUUUUUUCCAUUGAUUCUUCCUGGUUUUUUUGUUUUUAAAGCUCUGGAUUUGUGCACUCAAACUCCCACACAGUAGACCACAGGCGUCUAUCCACAUGUUUGGAGCAGAACAGAUGAGAAUGACGUCUGUUGAGGCCAGUUGUUGCAAAAGUUCAAUUCAGAUUCACUUAUUUAUUUGAAGACGGGGCGGUGUCACCAACGCACAAGCUCCCCUGUUCUUUUACUAUUCUUUCUGCAUCUCUACUGCAAAAUAUUUCUGGCUCCAUUUCAGCUUCCUCAUUGAUGAUUUGGUUAGUUUGCUUUUCUGUAACACACCCCCCUAUUUGUGAUCGUGACAGCCAUGCAGAUGCAAAAAAAAAAAAGAAGAAGAACCAUUUUAAUAGUGUUGUAGGAACAGUAGAGGAAUGAUUCUAUGAGAUAAAGUUUAAUAUAUAUUGAAAUAUACAUUUAUAUUGGUUUUGGUUGUUAUCCCUGUAAAACUGGCUGAUACAAGUUGUUUCCUCAGUAAUUAUUGGACUGUAAUUUAAUUCUAAGUGGUUCCAUGGUGUACAGAAUAUGUAAAUAUACUUUAGGAAUUUUUUCAAAGUUUCCUGGAUUGAACAGAUCCUCUGCUGGAUCGCGUUCUUUCUCCACAUACAGAAACUUUCUGGCUCUACAUUUAACACUCAUCGUUACUUAUGGGAAAGAAUUUCAAAUAGUUGGUGUGGGUGUGUGGAUGAAGUGCUGCUGCCACUUAUCCAGUUUGAUCAGCAUUACAGUGGCAGAAAUCUUUUUGAGCUGAGAGGAGGUUCCUUUAGUGUGAUGAAUUUUCCUGUUUUCUCCUCAAAGUUCCAAAUGUCCACCAGAAUAGUUUUGUGAAUUAGACAGCAGGACUGAGAGGAAGCAGCCUGAGGCCUUGUUUGCCUCUGAGUUCAGUCUGUUACGGUCAUAAAACACCCAGUUUGCAGGUGUUAUGUCACUUUUGCCCGAGCCGUUGGAUUAGAAAUGCUGGUUGGUUUUACUUUGAACAAGUAUUGAUCUGCAACUAACUGUUAGCAUUAUCAUUCCUGAUUGAUCUGACCAUAGUUUUUUUUUGUUUUUUUUUAAAAAAUCUAUUGGUUUUUUGAUUUGUUAAAUGUUAAAAUAGGUUAUAAAAAAAAAAAUACCCUUCACAUUUUGCCACAGCCCAAGAAAUUGAAAAAAAAACCAAGUAAAUUUGUAGCAUUUUUGCCUAAAAAUGACUUGAACACCUGAUCACUUAUCUUCCGUUAACAGGCUGAAUUCCAUUGGGAUCCUGAGGUCUAUUCAGAAUUCCUGCUGCCAUAUGUGUGCCACAUUAACACAAAUAUGAAUUGAUAGAAGUGAAGUUCACUGAGUCACCAACCAUCUACAAUAGCAUUCAAAAGUUUGGGGUCACUUAGAAAUGUCCUUAUUUUUGAAAGAAAAGCAGUUUUUUCAAUGAAGAUAACAUUAAAUGAAUGAUAAAUCCAGUGUAGACAUUGUUAAUGUGGUAAAUGACUAUUCUAGCUGGAAACAGCUGAUUUUUAAUGGAAUAUCUCCAUAGGGGUACAGAGGAACAUUUCCAGCAACCAUCACUCCUGUGUUCUAAUGCUACAUUGUGUUAGCUAAUGGUGUUGAAAGGCUAACUGAUGAUUAGAAAACCUUUGUGUAAUUAUGUUAGCACAUGAAUAAAAGUGUGAGUUUUCAUGGAAAACAUGAAAUUAUCUUGGUGACCCCAAACUUUUCAAUGGUAGUGUUUGUUAUCAUAUUGAUCAAACUAAUGAUCUUCAGCUGAGCCGUGUUAUUCAGGUAACUCUUUCCAUAGUCAUCAGGGUUGGCCAUGACAGGUGGUGGAGCAGGUUGUCCUCUAAAUGUACAGUUGGUGGUUCAAUCCCUGGCCCCUCAUGCAUCAGAGUGUCCUUGGUCAACACUCAAAAGAUUAUGUAGUAUUUUCUAUUCCUAGAGGAAACUUGUGAAACUGAUGAUUUUUAGUUCAGUUAAAGAAGUGGUAAAACUGAAUACAGUCCCCCUGAAACCAGAUGUCAGAUGCUGGGUGUCAGCUCACUGAAAAGGAGUAAAAAACUGUGAGGUGGCAACUUUAAAUCAAGUUUUAAAUUGAUGAAAUAACAGAAAAGCAGUUAACCAGCUCACAGGUGGAAGGUGCUGUUUGAGAGUGUGGUGCUGGCAGAAUAUUUGGGGUCUUGCUCGGGCACAGUGAAUGGAGGGAGGGGUUCGGCUGCAGGGCUGCUUCCCUGCUCGCGGCCCAGUUGCAAGCUUUUAGUCAACAUGUUUACCUCUGCUGUCACCAAAUCAUGUUGGGCAGUUUGGGAUUCAUGUCCACUGGUGCUUACUGCUCACUGAAGGUCCCACCUGUAAGUGUUCCUGUUUGUUGUCUUCCAUGACUCUCAGAGACAAGCUGAUUGUCUUUCAUAGGAAACGUGAUCACUAACGUCCCACUGGAGUGUCUGAAGGUCAGGUGCAGCAGCACCAACUGAUUGUCUCUUCCAGUACUAUGUCUAGAACAUCUGUGACGCAUCACAACACUACAUGACUCGUCACCGUUGGCACAUCUGCUGCGACUGUUAGCCGGACUUUGUAGAUAAUCUGUGUGUAUUGUACAGGAUCAGCAUUUUUCUAUCUCUGAGCUUGAGGAACAUUGAGAACAGACCAAGCAGAUCAGUGGGGCGGUUUACCAAGAGGACAGAAUGGGGUAAAUAUGUGGUUUGUAAGUUGUGUAACUCGUUUAAAAAUUGUGUCAUGUUCAACUGUUUUCUCAAACUGAGCGUUUGAGUGACAGACUUUAAGAUCAUACAGAACUAGUUAUUGUAUUUAAGUCUCUCUCUAGCAUUGUAUAGGCAGUUAUUAACAAUUAGUGCGCUUCUGAAUUCUGAAAUUAAAGGACCAUUCUGGGGUUUUGCAAGUGUAAACCCAAAAAGUAAUAACCUUGUGUAACUUUUAGCUGUGUUUCCACCAACAGAAAACAAUCAAACAAAACUGGAAUGUGUAGUUGUAGGGGCUAAGUCUGGACAUUUCCCAUGACAUUUCACUCGCUAUCUGCAUUUUCACCCUGGUAUAAAUACGUGGGAAGAUUAGGCAUGUUAGUCAGCUGAAGCAUCAAAAGUAGUCAGCUGUUUUACUACCUCAUUUCUGAGCAACAAUAUGAAACAAUGACAAACUUCAUUUUUAGCAAGGCCUGGAUUUUUCUAUCAAUCCAUCUCCCAUACUAUUUCUUCUCUAGUUGCACGAUGUUGUGUCCAAACACAACCCAGUAAACUUGUUUGGAGCUGCAGGUUUUUAAAAUGGCUGCUGUAAAAUGCUAGAGUAUUCCACCUGUAAUCAACAUUGACACAACAGUUCCUGAAAAAGUGCUUGAAAAAGUAGUCACCAAUGAGCGGGAACUUUAUGCAACCUGAAACAGUUUAAUUCCUGCAGUGGAAACACGGCUUUAGCUGGACAGCAGCCGCCGUAGCCUUGACUAGACAGGAUAUGAUGUUUUCACAUCAUAGCUGAGUCAGAUCCAGUGAUCAGUUUUUCUGAAAGAUAUAUUUCUGUUUAUCUUUGAAAACCCCAGAGGGUCUUUUAUCAACUGCUGAAAAUGACAUAUCUCAUUGCUUUUUUGUAAAACAGAAAAUCUGAACAUGAAAAUAUAGAAUAAUGAAAGGCACAAACUGAGGAAAGAUGAAUUCUAAAAUGCAAUGUAACCAUAGCUCUUAGACAGGAAGAUUAUCUGUUACACAGCAGUGUCUCUCCAGUGCUAACCAAUGCUAACAUUAGCCACCCUAAGUUACUGUUCAUACCAGAACAAGGAGGGCUUCAACAGUAAAACUACUGAGUACUAAACUGAGCGAAGAUGUGUUUUCUUGCUCAAGAAUUGAAGUUUUUGUUUGUAUGAGUUAAUGUCGUUUCUUUGUUCUAAACUUACUUGUUCGAAUGACCACUGACUGUUGAUUUUUCAGUGUGUGCUGCUUUGCAGACAGCUGUAAUGUUUAUUUCAGUAUGCUGUGAAAAUCAGCUGGCAGAGACUUGAAACAGUGCUGUCACUUCAAAUCUGAACAUGGUUGUAUCUUCAGUGUAAUGCCUCAUCUGGACUUCUGCUUUCUUCCUUAGAGUUAGCUGAGAUGUUCGAUACCACACUCAUAUAGGUACCUUCAUUAUGAUGCUAGCAAGUUGUGAGCCUAGCUUAGCAUAUAGACUGCACUGCAAGCCUGGCCUUUCCAGAGUUGAUCUGGAUCAUUUGUAAAGCUCACUAAGAACCCAGUGGAGUCUACUGGUUGCAGACUGUUUGGAGGCUCUGGGCUAAGCUAAGCUAAGCUAAACAACCUACCAGUGGUGUCAUUUUUAGCAUACAGAUAUGAGGGUGGUUUCAUCAAAUCUCUGCAAGAAGAGAGCAUGCAUACUAUUAAAUUACAAAGGAUGUGACUUGUAGCAAAUGGGCUGAAAUGUACAGAACCAAACAAAAAGCAGUGGUGUCAUCCUUUAAGUGUCUGACAUGAGAUCUUCUUCUCCUAGCAGCCCUGCUUGAAGGCACUUGAUGUGAAGUCUGUAUCCGAUAAAUUCAGCCUCACUUCCUCGUUUACUUGAUCCUGUAUUUAAAUGAACACUGAGCACAUUUAUCCUGUGACAGAACGUCUCAUUAACUGCUCUGGUGUAACAUAUAAACCCCCCUGUGCUCCCCCAGAAGGCUGUUUACUGAUUGUGGAUGUUCUGCUGCUGUUCCCAUCAUCCCUGUAAAUACUGUUGUUGCUGCAUUUCCCUAAUUAGCAGAUCUCAUCCCUCUGCAUUUACAUUUAUUAUUACUAAUAUUUUUGACAGCUUAGCAUGAGCAAGCACCAACAGAAGCUACUUAGACAUUUAAUUCCCUAAAUCCAGCAGUUGAGGAGAGUACAAGCUGUAACACUUUAUGCCAAUGUGUGGUCAUUGGGCGUGUUCAUGUUUUGGUGGACGAGGAUGAAGGCAUGUGUGUGUUCAUGUAUGUUUUGCCUCUGUUGCUCCGAUAAUGGAAUCAAUUAUGUGAUUAUUUUUUUAAAAAUCACUAGAUUAAAGCAACAUGAGGGAUUAUUUAUGGCAUUUUGAUGAUAUUUAGGGCUUAGGACACUUUGCCGUAGCAUUUCUGUUUGUGCCAGAAGAAAGAUGUGUUGAAGAAAACGAACUGAAAGCACCUUUGUAAAAAAUAAAAUAAAAUAAAACACACAAUGCCAAAUACUACUUUUCUUUUUGCUAUUUUAGGGUAAACAUCCUCCACACGUCGACAUUCACUGUGUGGAAAGUUAUUCCUUGUUUUCCUCUUUGUUUUCUCGUUAGGCCUGGGUGGGACUCAGGAGUCUAAAGGCUGGUACUCUCAGAUCAGUGAGCACUACUCUGUGGAUACAGUGAAUGUGUAGAAAGCCUUGUAGUAUUGCAUUGUAUGUAAUGUAUAUAAUGAAUAAAGAUUGUAUUUUGUUCAAGUUUUCUUAA
Molecule: messenger RNA, 8194 nt
Organism: Amphiprion ocellaris (clown anemonefish)
Lineage: Eukaryota; Metazoa; Chordata; Actinopteri; Pomacentridae
Gene: mkln1
Product: muskelin 1, intracellular mediator containing kelch motifs
Exons: 18
Coding region: 162-2390 (742 amino acids)
Cellular component (GO): cytoplasm
Molecular function (GO): protein binding
Source: RefSeq, a predicted model, not a curated record